CACACGGGAGCGCGCGUGCCUGACAGCCAGCUAGCAGCUAGCAGCCCCCGCCCCCGCUCGCCCCCGGUCAGCCCCCCGGUCAGCCCCCCGCCGCCGGACCGCGGUGGGUUAUGUUCCCCGGAGCCGAGCCUGGCGCACCAGCAGCUCAUGGCGGCAGAAGCUCCGCCGCAGCCGCAGCCGCAGCCGCAGGCUCGGAAGCCGUGUCUGCUGAGCCGCAUCGAGGCUUCCCAGGAGGUGGUGAGCUCCGCGGUCAUCAUCCCCAAAGAGGACGGAGUCAUCAGCCUGUCGGAGGACAGGACGGUCCGGGUGUGGCUGAAGAGGGACGGCGGUCAGUACUGGCCCAGCGUGUUCCACACCAUGACAGUGCCCUGCUCCUGUAUGUCCUUCAACCCGGAGACCAGGAGGCUGUCGGUGGGGACGGACGCGGGGACGAUCUGUGAAUUUAUCCUGUCAGAGGAUUACAACAAAAUGACUCCAGCGCUCACCUACCAAGCCCACCAGGGCCGGGUGACGGUGGUGCUGCUGGUGCUGGAGAUGGAGUGGCUCCUGAGCGCCGGCCAGGACCGGAGCUUCAGCUGGCACUGCUCGGAGAGCGGCCAGCCGCUGGGGACGCACCGCACCGCCGCCUGGGUGUCGGGGCUGCAGUUCGACGUGGAGACUCGGCACGCCUUCGUGGGCGACCAGUCGGGUCAGGUGACCAUCCUGAAGCUGGAGCAGGACAGCUGCAGCCUGGUGACCACCUUCAAAGGACACACAGGUCAUGUGACGGCGCUGUGCUGGGACCCGGGCCAGAGGGUUCUGUUCUCCGGCAGCUCGGACCGCUCCAUCAUCAUGUGGGACAUCGGGGGACGUAAAGGGACGGCCAUCGAGCUGCAGGGACACCAUGAGAAGGUCCAGGGUCUGUGCUACGCCUCCCACACCCGGCAGCUCAUCUCCUGCAGCGCCGACGGCAGCAUCGUGGUCUGGAACAUGGACGUGACGCGGCAGGAGACUCCGGAGUGGCUGGACAGCGACUCCUGCCAGAAGUGUGAGCAGCCUUUCUUCUGGAACUUCAAGCAGAUGUGGGACAGCAAGAAGAUCGGCCUGCGGCAGCACCACUGCAGGAAGUGCGGCCGGGCGGUGUGCGGCAAGUGCUCGUCCCGCCGCUCCACCAUCCCCCUCAUGGGCUUCGAGUUUGAGGUGCGCGUGUGUGACGGCUGCCACGAGUCCAUCAGCGACGAGGACCGGGCGCCGACCGCCACCUUCCACGACAGCAAGCACAGCGUGGUCUACAUGCACUACGAGCCCACGUCGGGGACCCUGCUCACCUCCGGCGCCGACAAGGUCAUCAAGCUCUGGGACAUGACUCCAGUGGUGUCCUGAAGCCUGCAGCCGGGACCACCGGGCUCUCCAGCAGCACCCGGACCACCUGAUCAUGAUUCACCGAGGACACCGCGGCCAGUGACGCCUCCAGCCGGCGGCGGCGGCGGUCCUGCGUCGGGAGGAGGACGUCUGGACUUCCUGUCUCAUUGUGAACUCGUCUGGGAACGCGGUCUGGGUUUGUGGCUGACUGGAACAGGCCCUGAACUCUGAUUGGCUGAGACUCUGACCGGCGCUUCCUGCAGGAGAGGACCCGGACCCAGCAGGUUCCAGGUCCUCGCCUGCAGCGGCCGUCUCUCCGGGACACCGGGACCAAAUGUUUCUCCAGAUGUCCUCGUGUCCCUCAAACCUUCCGUCCUGCGUUCGUUCCUUGUCUCUGAAGUUCCACCCGUCCUGCGCUGAUCAGAUGGACUGCAGCUGUCCAACUGUCCAACUGUCCAACCCGUCCAGCGGCCAGGAGACGGGGCCCAGCCGUCCUGAACCCCGUCAGUCCUGCAGGGACAGCUUCAGCCUCAAGGUGGCGUUAAACACACGUCCGGAGAGCGAGCCCCAGCGGAGCAGCCGGAGCGUCUCUGGCGGAUAUCCGUCCAGCAGUUGUUUCCACAGCAGCCUCACUCUGGACGGAUGAGAAGCGGCUGCUUCCUGCUGGAGACGGUCUUCUCUCCUGUAGACCCGGGCCUCCUCGCCUCGUCCUCCGUUCUUCCUCCACAAAGACAGACUUCAUCGUUUCAGCCUGUCUCCUGUCCAGCCGUCCCUCUGCAGACGGUUUGUCUUCAGUGUCCAGAGCUGGACGUGGUUUCGGUCUUGGCCCGCAGGCCUCAUGAGCUGGUUAUCAGUUCUGAUGACCCCCUUGCCGCGGGGUCAGGGUCUUUAGGGUCUCUGCUCAGACCAGGCGGGUCUCUGCAGGUCUUCCUUUCAGCCGACUCCCGUCCUGAGAGGACGUCCUGCUGUGAGGACGUCCUGCUGUGAGGACAAGCGUCUGCUGAGCUGAGGUGACGGGGUGAAUCCAGGGUGACAACCGGCUCUUCAUGGCUUCAUUAGACUGCUGCCUUUGUUCUGUCCGUCCAGCCCCUGUCCCAUCCAGCCCCUGUCCCAUCCAGUCCCUGUCCCAUCCCGUCCCCGUCCCCGUCCCCUGGACUGUAUUCCUGACAGUCAGCAGCUCUCAGUGUUUUUUGAACUCCAGCUCUCAUGCAGCUCCUCAGCUGUCCCUCCUGUUUGUCCACUGCAUGCUGACCGGGUCCUCAGCUGUCCCUCCUGUUUGUCCACUGCAUGCUGACCGGGUCCUCAGCUGUCUGUCCACUGCUUGCAGACUGUCCCAUCCUCACUGUCCCUCAGAGACAGAGAUGUCUCGUUAGCUGCUGUGAAGCAGAAGCCUGCUGAUCGGGACGGACGGACCGGGUCUCACACGUCCACACGCUGCUGUCUCUUCCAGACGUUUGGUUGUGAGGACGGCUGUCCGUCUCCGGCUGUCGCGGUACGUCAGCCUGAAUCUAAUCAUGUAACCAUCACUAAUUUAUUGUGACAGGCUGAAAGACGCGGUUCCUCCAGAACCCGCUUCUUCAGACGUCUGUUUGUUUUGUGUAAAUGAUAAAUAAAGACGAGCGAAGUCUC
Salarias fasciatus (jewelled blenny) is the source of this 2970-nucleotide messenger RNA. RefSeq names its product WD repeat and FYVE domain containing 2 (gene wdfy2). Bases 148 to 1362 code for a protein of 404 amino acids. Gene Ontology annotation, cellular component: early endosome. The record is from RefSeq and is a predicted model, not a curated record. Lineage: Eukaryota; Metazoa; Chordata; Actinopteri; Blenniiformes; Blenniidae. Gene Ontology annotation, molecular function: metal ion binding; protein binding. The transcript is spliced from 12 exons. Gene Ontology annotation, biological process: positive regulation of protein phosphorylation; positive regulation of fat cell differentiation.